Molecule: messenger RNA, 384 nt
Organism: Coregonus clupeaformis (lake whitefish)
Lineage: Eukaryota; Metazoa; Chordata; Actinopteri; Salmoniformes; Salmonidae
Product: respirasome Complex Assembly Factor 1-like
Exons: 4
Coding region: 1-384 (127 amino acids)
Biological process (GO): mitochondrial respirasome assembly
Source: RefSeq, a predicted model, not a curated record
AUGACGAACGGUUCAAAGAGGAAAGAAGAAGUUAAUCUCGCCAAUGGGGGUGUAAAGCAGUCCACGUGGGUCAAAGUCUUCAACAGUACCGCUCUAUGGGAAGAGAAGGGUGAGUUUUUAGAUGUGAUCUACUGGAUUCGGCAGAUCAUCGCUGUCAUCCUUGGAGUAAUAUGGGGCGUUGCACCACUAAAAGUCUUCCUUGAAGUAGCCAUAUUCUGUGUCAUCAAUGCGGGGGUCCUGUAUAUGUACUUCAGUAGCUUUCAGCAGGUGGACGAGGACGAGUAUGGUGGAAUGUGGGAGCUCACCAAAGAAGGUUUCAUGACAUCCUUUGCAUUAUUCCAGGUGGUGUGGAUAAUAUUUGACACAGCACUACCUUAUGACUGA